This is a messenger RNA of Betta splendens (Siamese fighting fish), 4046 nucleotides long. RefSeq names its product UDP glycosyltransferase 8 (gene ugt8). The transcript has 6 exons. The coding region runs from base 407 to 2041 and encodes 544 amino acids. The record is from RefSeq and is a predicted model, not a curated record. Lineage: Eukaryota; Metazoa; Chordata; Actinopteri; Anabantiformes; Osphronemidae. Gene Ontology annotation, molecular function: UDP-glycosyltransferase activity.
CUGGGCAAUGCGGCAUAUCUGCCAGUGAGAGGUGGUCCGUGAACGCCCCGCGCUCUCCUUUAACUUGCCCCGUGAACUCGCCCUCGACACUGACGGCGCGAACAGGGAGGGACUCACCUCCAGCGCGGUCAAAGUACCUGUAUGAGCCGCUCCUCCACACCCAGCCUCCCGCUCCGCUCCGCUCCGCUCCGCUCUGCCCCUCGUCGUCGUCUCGUCCCGCCUCUCGCGUGAAAGGCGCUCUUGCGAGUUCAAUGUUCUUUCUGGCCGUCUUCGAGACCCGGGGACCGGUUUCACCUCCACGCAUCGCCACCUGCUCGUGCGGCUUCGCCUCCCCGACGCUUUAGUCCCGUUGAGCAGAAUCGGAAGCGCCGCGGAUUCACCUGAGCGCCGCCUCAGCCCUUGAGCCAUGAUACUGCCCUCGCCAUCACUGCUUCUCCUAGGCCUCCUCUGCUGGAGUCCCAGUGCAUCAUGGGCCGCUAAAGUCAUCGUGGUCCCUCCCAUCAUGUUUGAGUCGCACCUGUAUAUCUUCAAGACUCUGGCCACAGCGCUGCACCAGGAGGGCCACGAGAGCCACUUUCUGCUGUCGGAGGGUCGCGAGGUGCCGCCCUCCCCUCACUACCACUUACAGCGCUAUCCGGGGAUCUUUAACAGCAGCACGGCUGACAAUUUCCUGCAGUCCAAGGUCAGAAACAUCUUCUCGGGCCGCCUGACGUUUUUGGAACUGUUUGACAUUCUCGACCACUACUCUCAGAACUGCGAUGCUGUUGUUGGCAAUGCCGAGGUGAUGACCCGCCUCAAGGAGGCCAAGUUCGACCUGCUGCUGGUGGACCCUAAUGAGAUGUGCGGCUUUGUGAUCGCUCACAUCCUGGGUGUGCAAUAUGCUGUGUUCAGCACGGGACUGUGGUACCCCGCCGAGGUCGGCGCCCCGGCCCCGCUGUCAUAUGUGCCCGAGUUCAACUCCCUGCUAACGGACCACAUGUCUCUGGUCCAGAGGAUCUCAAACACCGCUGUUUACCUGGUGCAGCGCUUUGGAGUCCAUUACAUUGCUCUGCCUAAGUAUGACCGGAUUAUGAAGAAGCACGGCGUGAAGCCUCAGGUGGCCAUGGCUGACCUGGUGCAAGGCAGCCGCUUGUGGAUGCUGUGCACCGACAUGGCCCUGGAGUUCCCCAGGCCCACCCUGCCGCACGUGGUGUACAUCGGCGGCAUCCUCACCAAGCCCCCCAGCCCACUGCCACAGGAGUUUGAGGCCUGGGUGAAUGACACGGCGGAGGACGGCUUUGUGGUCGUGUCAUUCGGAGCUGGGGUCAAGUACCUCUCCCAGGAUAUUGCUCACAAACUGGCAGGAGCCCUGGCCCGACUGCGCCAGCGUGUCAUCUGGAGAUUCUCUGGAGUUCCACCCAGUAACCUUGGCAACAACACCAAGCUUGUUGAUUGGAUGCCGCAGAAUGAUUUAUUAGGCCAUCCCAACACCCGCGCCUUCCUGAGCCACGGUGGGCUGAACAGCAUUUACGAGGCCAUGUACCACGGGGUGCCGGUGGUGGGCGUGCCCCUGUUUGGAGACCACUACGACACCAUGACCCGCGUGGCGGCCAAGGGCAUGGGCGUCAUGCUGCACUGGAAGUACAUGAGCGAGGAAGACCUCUACGCAGCCCUGACCCGCGUCAUCAAUGACACCAGGUAUCGCCAGCAGGCUCGUCUCCUCUCCAACAUCCACAAGGACCAGCCGGGCCACCCCGUGACCCGGGCCGUCUACUGGAUCAACUACAUCCUCCGUCACCACGGUGCCAACCACCUCCGCUCUGCUGUGUACUCGGUGUCCCUCUACCAGUACUUCCUGCUGGACGUCGUCGCCACCGUGGGAGCCGCCCUGGCUCUGGCUGGCUUCGCGCUGCGCCGGCUGGUGCGGUCACUGCGCGGAUCGGCCGGGCGCCGGAGCAGCGCCGACGGCGGCGUGGCCAACGGACACUGCCACAGCGAGAGCGUGGCCAACGGGAAGCACAAACGCAACGGCUCCCUGAAAAACGAGAAGAAGGUGAAUUAAUGCUUCGGGUGGCUCUCGGAAUGGGAGGAAGGAGUUGCCCCGCGGACUCAGCUCUAGGUUUGGUUUAGUGGUUUUGUGAAAUCAUGGAGAAAGAACAAGCUGUUCUUAGAUCUGCGUCGAGAGGCAACUGCUUCUCAGAGCAAGCUAGAGGCUUUAGGAAGAUGCAUACUGGGCGCAAGCAAAGCAUUGGGUGCUCAGAAUCUGUGUGUGUGUGUCUGAAGGUAUGUAUGUGUGCGUGUAUGUGUGUGUGUGUGCGCGCGCUCACUGAGGCAAACUUAACGCGCACUCUUAACAUCAGCAGCUAGAGCAAUACAACACCAAAACGUAGAGUCACUGAGGAUGAGGAGGCCGUACCGUAGCUUUUACAUGUCCUGCACCGUGGGGGGUCCUGAGCGCCAACUCCCUCAUCCUCAGCACAAAACGUCCAACACGAAUAACUUUUGAAACAUUUGGGAUUAAACGUUUUUAACCGCAACAUCUGCUUCAUGUGUAGGAAACUGUAAAUAGAGGGGAAAUCUAUUUAUUACUGUACAAACACACUGUAAUGACGGACCUUUGUAACCUUAUUUUUAAUUUAUUACGUGUAUCGAUGGUGUCUCCUCUCUUCUUCACUAACGCCUGGAUGUCCUACUGUAUGUCUGUCUGUCAUGUUGGUGAAAACGAACGCAAUAACAACGGACGGCAGAGGUCUUCUGCAGUGCUAACGUUCGAAAUGUUCCCCUCUUCACGUGGUAGUGCCAACGUGUGACUGCACUUAGUGGCCCAGCUUUCCCAUUGUCUGACGUGAAUAGCAGCUUGUUUUGCUAGAUGUGCGUUCGGCUCGUUGGUGUGAACGGGGCGACGGCUGUGGAUCACAGGCGUGUGAUCGCGGGUGGAUCUGUGGUGAUCUGUUGUCCGGUCCCACGGCUCCGUUCUGUCCCUCCAUGCGUUUAACCUCAGUAGUUUAACCUUAUUCUUGAUUAGUUUUGCACGUGUGUGGCAAACGGUCGCUUUAAGUGAAAUUGCUCAGACUUGAGUCCAGACGAGACUGAUCCACUGCAGUUUGGCUGCAUUUAAAAGAGAAUGGUUCACUGCAAUGAAAAUAUUAGUGUGUGUGUGAAUAUAAAUGUCUUGUGCUUCCGUCGCUGUCUGCUGUGUGUAACGAUACAGCAAAGCAGGUGAAUAUUUGGUUAAGUGAACACAGUUAAUGGGCUUUUUUUAGUUACGUCUAUGUUUUGCUGCUCCUGCAAAAGCUAUUAAGUAAGUCUGAGCCUAAAUGUUGGUCCUCUUCACCUUUUUUUUUUUUUUUUUUUUUUUUUUUUUUAAUUUUGCAUUUCCAAACUGAUGGUUUUAAUUGAAACCAGAAAAAUUCCCCUCGAAAUCCGAAACGCACUCAUCCGUCCGUUGGCCUCCACCUCUGCAGUCGCCCUCCUUUUGUUUGUUCUGAGGUGAGGCCUGAAAAGUGUGUAUUCUGUUGGGUUCACGCUUGGACACCUUUUGUGCGCGUCUCACGAGCGCACAGACCCACAGCAAUAGUCUUCCUUUCUCUGCGAGCUGCCGUUCCUUGUAUCGUGCCCGGCGCUGCUGAGGAGAAGAAGAAAAGAGCUUUAUACUUGAAUAAUCAUGUCCAUAGUAGCAUCAGCAGCUGGGCUCUGGGGGCUGAGCCUGCAGGAGCCAGAGCUACAAGCUAUGACCGGAGUCGGGAGGAAGAAUAUUCCUGAUGCGUCUGUGGCGUGGGUUCGGUCCUGACGGCACACGGCCGCGUCCUUCAUUUCAUUUCUGUCUCGCGAUGAUUUCAUCAGCUUGUCUCCAAAGGUUCCACUUCUUUUCUUACCUACAUGAUGUAUGUUUUUUUUUCACCAACAUACUAAAUAUUAUGUCUCCCCUUUUACAUUUUUUUUUUAUUGACUUUGAUUUCAAAAUGACAGGAUGUCAGUUUUCCUGUCGUGUGUGUCCAUGUUGUAAAUACAACAAUGUAAACAAAAUACUAAUGCUAAAUAAAAUGACAUAUUUUGUUUGCAGAGAA